Ylistrum balloti is the source of this 2082-nucleotide messenger RNA. RefSeq names its product ankyrin repeat and SOCS box protein 12-like. Gene Ontology annotation, cellular component: ubiquitin ligase complex. Lineage: Eukaryota; Metazoa; Mollusca; Bivalvia; Pectinida; Pectinidae. The record is from RefSeq and is a predicted model, not a curated record. Gene Ontology annotation, molecular function: protein binding. Bases 31 to 945 code for a protein of 304 amino acids. The transcript is spliced from 4 exons. Gene Ontology annotation, biological process: protein ubiquitination; intracellular signal transduction.
UUCUGUCAAAGGAGAAGUUGCGCUGUAGAAAUGAUACCAGCUGCAAUCACUGCAGUGUUUCGGGACUGUGUGGAGAUUGAUGAUGAAGACGAACAGCAUGCAUGUCAGCUGUAUGAUUAUGUAAAAUCUGGCGACAUAGAAAAUCUCAAAAGGGUUCUAGAAUAUCCAGAGUUCCGAGCAGUGAUCAAUAUGAAAAAUCACCUGGGAUGCACUUCACUAAGGAUUGCAGCCGCUGAGGGUCACCUUGAUUGUGUACGAUAUCUACUGGAUUUUGGAGCAUCUGUAGACAGCCCAGAUGUCAAACUUCAGACUCCAUUAUUGGUGGCACUGAAGAAUUUCCACUUUGAUUGCGCUGAAGUGUUACUAGAGAAAGGAGCCAACCCUAACGGGGAUCCACACCAUGUCACAACACCUUUAUAUGUCAUGACAAUGCAGGGUUCAUUCAGAGGAAUGAAGUUACUGUUAGAACAUGGAGCUGCUACAUGUGAAUCUCAUAACAACUUUCUACCUAUGAUGUCCUUGCAUGUUCCAUUGUGUCCGAUUCAGAUUGCACUGACUUAUAAACGGUACCACUGUGCACGACUGCUGCUUAAUUAUGGGACUGAAACUGAUUAUCUACCUUCAUCCCGUCCAGACAGAAGCCAUAUGAUCCUGUAUGAUCUGUGUAUCAAUAAGUUAUGUGCAUUGGUGGGAUUUCAACUUCUCUAUGAGUGUGGUACCAACAUACAUAUAAGGCCGAAAGACAGUAAAAAGGUAUGGGAGCUGGAGGAGAGACCGGAUAUCAGGCGCUACCUUAAAUAUAUUACUGAGAAUCCCCGUAGCCUGAAGUCUAGUUGUCGCCUGUCACUGAUGCGUCAGUAUGGAAGGAAUCUGUUGACACAGAUAGACAAGAUGGACAUUCCUGUAGUUCUGAAGUCCUAUCUCAGUCUGGCUGACAUCAGCUGACAUCAUCCUGGCUUAGGAACACUUCAAAUAAUUAACAUACUCUUAGAUGUAUAUGUAUAAAUAUUGUGUUCAAAAAGAUGCCAUUUAACAAUUAUUUAUAGUUUUGUUUUGUUAGAGUUUUACAAACCAAUUAUGAAAAUUUUUCCUUGUGACUUAUUGCAAAGUGAAAUCUCAUAUUUUUAUUCCAUAUUAUUGUAGUUUGAUGCAGCACAGUAAUAGUACUAACUGCUGACAGAGAUUAUGAAUUGGUUUUAUACCUCUGUAUAAAAUAUCUCUGUAAUGUAGACUCUAAAACUUAAACAAGUUUAUAUAUCCUCUCUCUAUAUAUAUAUGUAUGUUUAACUAGUAAAUAUGGUGUGCAUCAGUUAGAUUAUUCAAAAGAUAAAAUCAACACAGUAGUUUGCUAAUAUUUACAGGCCGAGGGGGUUGGUUAAUGUUUCCAGGCCUGGCGGGGUUGCUAACAUUUUCAGGCCAAGCGAGUUGGCAAAUGUUUUCAGUAUUAACUACGGUCGCUAGGCUUCAAUGAAUUUAUUUCCAGUGAUGGGAAGUCAUGGAAUACUAAUUAAGUCAAUCAUUUAUACCAAUUAUAUGUGAAUUGUACAUUUAUCGACCUGUAAGAGGAGUUAAAAAUAUGAAAUUAGUUUGAAGACUACACGAGCCUCGUCUUGCCAUAAUCAUUAUAUAUACAUAAGUUGAUAAUGAAUACUUUUUUUCUCUUAAAAAGAUUUCAAAAAGAACUGAUUUAGUAUUUUGACUUCAUCUUGACAUCAUAUGAUUAAUGAUCAAGUAAAUGAGCAUACAUUAUAUAAAUACUUUAUGCUAAUCAAACGCUAAUACUGCAGCUUUUAGUAAAAUAAUCGCUUUCCUGUGCUUAAAUUUCUAUUGGAAUAGCUGAAACUGUGCCAAGAAAAUCAUGUAAUGCAUGCUUUGUAACCUACAUUGGAGGUAUUAAAAUAGGCUUGUAUACUUAUAUACAUGUAUAAACUUUAUUUUAUAAUUUUUCUAUUUUGGUUAUCUCCCUUUACAAGACACACUAUUGAUCAGAAAGUGUUGUGUAUUUUAUCUUAUUUCCUUUUCUUCAGGAUUCAAUACUGUGCCAAAUAUUUGACUGUUAAUAAAAUCAGUGUCAUUGAAAAA